GACGACCGGCACGUGCUGCGACCGUUCCCUCGCGCAGUAACACAGCAACCGUUGCGCGCGCGGCGUCACUCUCUCUCAAGUCUCAAUCCGACACUCCAUACUCCAUCACCGCGCACGGCACGCACACGUCCACUUCGCCGCUGCCGCCGCCACCGUCGUCGUCCCCUCGGGCAUACACAUCCACGCAUUACACGCCGACGAGAAUCCAUUGAUAGCGGACCGAUCGCCAUGGCAGAGGAGUAUCUGUACGGUAUCACCCUUGAGGGGCCGAACGCAAAUGAGGUAUGGGACCCGGAGCACAAGAACGAUGACUCGGACGGCGCGGCUCAGCACAUCGGCGCCGAUCAGAAGCUUAUUAUAAAAAUGGCUCUUCUGGGGCCAGAAGCUAAACCUGGAGAGCUCAAUGUUCUGCAAGUUGAAGCGAUGGGAUUAAAGGGACCCAUCAAAACGCCAAUUGCCUUGCUGGAGAUGGGAAAAACAGCACAGAUUAUUCUUGAUCUUAGUUUCCCAGAUCCUCCAGUCACAUUCACAUUGGUUAAGGGCAGCGGACCUGUUCACAUAGUAGGACACAAUCUGCUUGGUGCCCACAUUGAAGAAUUUGAUGAAAUAGAUGAUGACAUGGAGGAAGAGAAUAUCGAUGACGAAGAUGAUGAAAAGGAUCCUGAAGAUGAAGAUGAUGAAGAUGAUGAACCUAAGAAGAAGAACGCUAAAUUAGCAGCUGCAGCUAAAUACAAAAAUCAGGCUAACAAGAACAAGAAAAAAUAAACAUAAGCCUUAACAUUAUGGAAAUAAAACAAACUCUUAAGUUAAGAUUUACUAUACAUAAGUCCAUCAUUAUCAUCCGCGUUUUGUGCGAAUCUAGUAUCAUUUCAUCGAAUUACCACACACGAGACGAAACGGUUGCCUUCCACCUUUCUAAAACACAACUGGACCAAUAUUAAUAAGAUUAAGAUAUAAUUUUCAAAUAAUUUCAGAUUUCGCUCGUGAAAAAGAUGAUUUGCUUUACUUGAAAAAAUGAUUUGUGCUCUUUGGCUAAUUUUUUAAUGCUUCUCUCCAAAGUAAACUUUAUUAUUAUUAUUAUUAUCUCAAUUAUAGACUAUGCAUGCCUCUAGUAUGCUUGAAUAUUUUUCCAGUAUAAUAGAUAUUUAGCGAUUAGAAAUACCGACAUUAAAGAAAAGCAGAUGUUUGCUGCAAAAUUUUUAUAAAUACAGUUUCUUUGUCUUUAAAAAAUGUUUUAUUAUAUUGAAAUGCUUGCGAUUUAAGGUAGAAUUAAAUUUUUUCUGAUAAAAUUUUAUGUUACUGAUUAAAGAGAGAAAACAUUAAAAUAAAUAUUGUGUUUUAUUUCUUCUUUGUUAGAUGAAUUAUUGAAAAUUAAGAUAUAAAUACACAGUUUUGACAUAACAAAUCAGUGUAUCUAAUAAUUUCUGGCCCAGUUGUUGUUACUGUAAAAUUUAUGGAAAGCACGAAUGGAUCAAAAUAUUGUAUUUUUUAUUUUUUCCCGAUGUGUGUUCAUAGCGACACGACUCUUUCAAAGAUUCGGAAAUAUAUUCUGACAACCAUUUAAACACGAUUUUUUUAAAUAGUUCUCAUGUAAAGAAUUAUAAAACUAAGGCUCCUGUAUAAUUUAUUAUUUUCGUGUGUACAAGAUGGGGAAAGGAUUAUUAGUCACUCAAAAAUCCUAAUUCCAAAAUUAUACUUAUGUAAAAUCUCUAAAAGUAUCAACAUUGAAAGAAGAAUAUACACGUCAUCUCCACAUUCAUUCCAUUUGAUGAAAGGUAAUAGAAAUGGAAGUUACAGGUGUACUGGAUAAGAAAUACACUUGCAUCAGUAUCAUUGUGCUAUUAAAGCAUAUAUGUGAUGCAUGUAUAAAAAAACUACGUGCGAUUGAUAAGUAGUCUGUACACCUAUUUUGUACAUAUACGAUACAAUAAAAAAUUUCACAACUUUUAAAA
Monomorium pharaonis (pharaoh ant) is the source of this 1952-nucleotide messenger RNA. RefSeq names its product nucleoplasmin-like protein. Gene Ontology annotation, cellular component: nucleolus; cytoplasm; nucleoplasm. Gene Ontology annotation, biological process: chromatin remodeling. Gene Ontology annotation, molecular function: RNA binding; chromatin binding; histone binding. The record is from RefSeq and is a predicted model, not a curated record. NCBI's taxonomy places the organism in Eukaryota, Metazoa, Arthropoda, Insecta, Hymenoptera, Formicidae. The transcript has 5 exons. Bases 229 to 765 code for a protein of 178 amino acids.